Messenger RNA from Morone saxatilis (striped sea-bass), 840 nucleotides. Its product is annotated as barH-like 1 homeobox protein. The transcript has 4 exons. The record is from RefSeq and is a predicted model, not a curated record. Gene Ontology annotation, cellular component: nucleus. Gene Ontology annotation, biological process: regulation of transcription by RNA polymerase II; cell differentiation. Bases 4 to 840 code for a protein of 278 amino acids. NCBI's taxonomy places the organism in Eukaryota, Metazoa, Chordata, Actinopteri, Moronidae. Gene Ontology annotation, molecular function: RNA polymerase II cis-regulatory region sequence-specific DNA binding; DNA-binding transcription factor activity, RNA polymerase II-specific.
GAGAUGGAGCUUUCUGCCUCCGGCUGCUCCAGGUUCCGCAUCGACUCCCUGCUCUCCCUCAGGCCGCCCGGCGGGCUCCUCUCCCGGGCAGACCCUCCGGAGCUCAGCCCGGGCGGCAGCAGCGGCUGCUCGGCGCCUCCUUCCCCGCGGAGAGAGCUUGUUCCCCGGCUGCAGUCUGCUCUGCUGCCCCGCACAGUCGGCUCCUCUUUUCUGAUCCGGGAUAUCUUAGCGGACUGUCGGCCCUACUCUCACCCGGGACAGGUCCACUCUGACCCGGGACAGCCUGGGCUGGAACCCGAGCCGUUCCAGUCCGGACCGGAAGAAGACUUUCAGGAUAAAAGCAGCUCCUCUUCAGACAGCGAGAGUAGAGGGCAGGGCGGGGCCUCGGACCCAGCGGAGGCUCGUCUGAAAAAACCUCGUAAAGCACGGACGGCGUUCAGCGACCAGCAGCUGGCCCGGCUGGAGAGGAGCUUCCAGAAGCAGAAGUACCUGAGCGUCCAGGACCGCAUGGAGCUGGCUGCGUCCCUGCAGCUCAGCGACACCCAGGUCAAGACCUGGUACCAGAACAGGAGGACCAAGUGGAAGCGGCAGUCCGCCGUCGGUUUGGAGCUGCUGGCUGAAGCCGGCAGGAUGUUCCUGCCCUCGCACUACCUGUACCCUCCUGCCCCGCCCACACUGGACCUGUACCUGUACAGAGGCCACGCCCCCCACCACCACCACCGAGAGGUCCGUCUGUCCCGCUUCGAGUUCUCCAACGGGUUGGAGGGAGGAGACGCCAAGAAGAAGAAGAAGAAGAAGAAGAAGUUUGGUGCGUCAGGAGAGGAAGAGGAGGAGGAGUAA